CACGAGAGACAGAGAGCUGGAAUUGCAGAGGCAGAGAACGCACACCGUGUUCGCCUCCCGCAUACCGUGGUGAGUUCCCGUGCCUGUCACCAAAACCGAAGCACAGGGCUCGAGCGCGGUAAUGUCCUGCACUUUAUUUGCGGACAAGACUGUGAAGCAACCUCCCAGCCUCUCCAUUAUUUAAUCUUUUUCCCUCCUUUUGUGUUUUGCUUUCCCAUCUUUGUGGGUGCAGAGAUUGGUGUGAGCGAGAGGAGCGGUUUUUUCCAUUGAGCCAUUCGAGACGGUGCCGCGAGACAGCAGGACGGAGACGUUUACAUUGGUUUGGGAGGAGGGCUGUCUGGGGAGACCAGAUGAAAGGGGACAAUGGCUGACGGCUGCAGCGGCUCCGUGACCCGGGAUGAGGACCGGAGCAGCGUCACCGACCGCCGCGCCGAGCCAGCGUUGACACCGCAACAGCGCGAGCAUCCAGCGCGAGCCCCAGAGCGAGCCCCCAGACUCUCUAUCUCCCUUGGGCCAUUGAAUCAACUCUCCUGUUGUUAGAACUACUCCGUCAGCUACCAAGAAGAAACACUGAUUUUGAUUCAGCAAGACUGUUCACUGAAUGAGUAGCGUGUCAGAUCACCUACAUUCAGGCCACACUGGGGCUCCAGUGGGCUGUGGUGAGACUCGAGCUGAGGAAAAAGCGUGUGUGGGGGAGCUGGAGGGGCUAGCCGGGCCUGAGCUCUGGACCAGGGAGCUCGGGCUCCAGGAGGGGUCCCAGGAUCCCUCUAACGAUGGACUGGCAUCGGUGAUCCCGGACCACUUUCCCUCCUCUCCUUCCGCCCUGGCCAACGGCCUCCACCGGCAGGGAAGGCUGGGGCACAGCCGGCGCAAAAAGACUGACACUCACACUGAGACACAUGUGUUGGCAGAGACACUUAGAAACAUGCAAACGCAUAUAGACACGGCUGUGCAUGAAAAGGUUGUUUCGCAUGCAGGCAUGGAUAUCCAUCCACAUACGGGUUCUGUAGGUCCAAAGCUCUCCGGAACUCUUACACCUGACGCCAUACGCACAACUUCACCUCAACCCCUGUCUGUGGCACUUGGCAAUCAUCCUGCCUCGAUCAAUCAACGGAAAGCCCCGGUCCUCAAUGCAGAGACUAAAAACCCCUCCACUUUUUGUCCAGUCCCUGUUGGCCCCACCCCAAACACAGGGUCCUCUGCUCUUCCUGUGGAGACAGAGAAGAAGUAUGCACUCCGCAGCUCCGGACGUCCACGCUUCCCCUGUCACCUGCGCAAAUCCUCCCGCCUCCGCCGAGGCAUGGAGGAUGGGGGGAAAAGAGCAGGGAGGGAGAGGGGAGGAGAGGAGGAGGAUGAAGUAUUAGUGGAGAAGAUCUGGAGGGUUAAAGAGGAGGAGGUAGCUGUUGGAGAGAAGGAAGUGCAUUCGUCUGUGGAGGCUGUUCUCCCCACAGCUCCCCCUCCUACAGACAUCCCUAUUGCUCUAACUGUACCCAAACCUGCUCAAAAAGCUGUACCCAAACCUGGGCCCAGACUUGGGCAUAAACCUGGACCUAAAUCCAGGUCUAGGCCCCCACCAAAAGUCCAGAAAGCAGCUCCUAAAAGUGUGAAACAGCGUCAGGCAGCCAUGGCUCAACGUGCAGCUGCUCAGCUUCCAUUUACGAACACAUCAACCAUCGCUGCAGCUUCACUAGCCGUGAAGCAGGAACCUCUCCCCGAUUUGGGGGGAUCAGGCUCCAAUAACCGAAGACGUGGGCGUUUCGUAGGUGUGAGGAAGAUUGUUGUCAAGGUGGCUCGUAUUCCCGUUAACCUCAGCCGCCGACAGAAGAGCUACAAGAUUUCCAAUAUGGAGACAGUGAGAGAUAAAAGCAACGACUGCGGCGUGGAUGGCUCAGUGGUGGCUCGAGAACCGACCGCACUUCUCCGAAUGAAGAACAAUGGAAAGAGCGUUAUGGUGAUGUUUCCUCCCGGAGAGAUGCCUGUUAUUCUCAAGCGAAGGCGGGGACGACCCCCCAAACAGCCCCCGCCAGGAAUACCGGCAGAACUUCUCAACACCCCGAACGCUGGUGGUAUAGGAGACCCGCCCAAGAAGCCCCAGAGGCGGCGACGGACUAAACUCCCCGCCCCUUACCCUUCCUAUGUUAAUGAUACUAAUGAUGUGAAAACAGAAUAUGGGGAUGUCCUGUCCAAACUGGCCUUUUUGAACCGCCAGCCCCCAGUCACUGGCCGCUGCUCUCCCCCCCGCUGCUGGACACCCAGUGAGCCAGAUAGCUUUCAUACCCCUCUGGAAAACCCUGGAAUAUCAACCUUGCUCCACCGGCUCACCGGCUAUAAACGCCCCCGAGGUGGCAGAGGAGGGGGCGCUGGGAGAGGGGGAGGAGGAGCAGGGGGGGUUGGGGGGAAUGAGCGCAACAAGAGCACCUUCAGUGACUUCUUUGAAUCUAUUGGCAAGAAUCAGAAAAUGAGCCCCCUGUCUGAGCAUGGAUUACCCAAGAAAAGGGGAAAGGGUAGGGGAGGGGGCGCUGUAGGAAGUGAUCCUGGGGCGGAGAAAACAGUUAAGAGGAGACGUGUGAAAAAAAAUGGGGCAUUUAAAGGGGAGGGAAUGUCCAUGGGGCAGGAGUGGCCCAAUGGAGCAGGUGGCUGGGGGGAGGGUGGUAUGGACAAGGAGAAAGCUCUGGGUGGGUAUCAGUUCUGUGGAUCUCCAAGAAGAGGCUUUUCCUCCUGUGAGGUUGGAAGGGGAGGGUCCUACAGCAGCCCGGGAGGGGGCAGGGGGGUGAGGCCUGCAGGGGAGGACUCACAGGGCCUGUUUGCCGGAUAUUUCAGGUCCCUCCUCGACUCGGACGACUCGUCAGACCUGCUGGACAUUGCCUCCUCGCAGUCAGACCCCCGGAAAGCUUCAUCCACCCCUGGUUACGAGUCAUCCAGUCCAGCUACCAGCCACAGCUGGUCCCCUGCAUUCCCCAAGUGGAGCUCCAAGGGGGCAAAUUCUGGGGUGGAGGGUUCCCUGCACACACAUGGCUCCUCAGCAAGGCCUCCUCACAGCUAUGGCAGCCUGGCCCAAACUUCCCCCACCACUUCUACCUAUCCCAAAUCCACUCCUCCAUCUCUCUCACACUCGCCCAGCUCACCCCAUCCUUCCUCUUUUGGCCAUUACUCCUCCGGCUACUCCUCCUCUUCUCCUGCGGUGCCACAGAGACCCUCAGACUGCAGCUUUGCAUAUGGAUCUGGCAAGGCUGUCGGUCAAAUGGGUUACUCUAACUACCAGGCAGCAGCCAAAAGAGGUUAUGGUGGAUAUCCUGCAGCAGGUCAUUCCUCCAUGGUGCGGGGGGAGUCAACAGGACCCACAUCACCAGGAGGAGGGUACAUGUCUGUGGCCAAAAGCAACCCCUUCAGCUCCACUUCAUCUCCAGAGGGUUACAAACAGUACAACUCCAGUCAGUGGAGCUACAGACAAGGUUAUGGCGGCUGGUCAACAGACGGCUUUGGGCCUCAGUAUCACGGCUACAGUGAAUAUGGCUCCAAUGAGUCCAAAGACAUCUUGGAUAUCUCAAACUACACUCCCCAGAAGGCCAAGCGACAACCAUUUCCUGAAAUUCUCUCAGAAUCCUCGUCUGACUCUUCACACCUUGGCUCUGCGGCCACUGGCAGUGGACCCAGCUCCACCUGUGGCACCUACAAACUGAGCGAGGCUCCCUCUGUCAGCGGAGAGGGGGGGCAAUCCAGUCUGUCCAGCCUGGAGAAGCUGAUGAUGGAUUGGCAUGAGAGUGCUUCAGGACCUUCGUAUAACUGGAGCCAGAAUGUGCUCUUCCAGGGCGGGGGGGCCACCGGCAAACCUGGUCGUGGUCGAAGGAAACGGACUGAACCACUUUUAGAAAAAGAAGGAGGGUCUGGUUUACUCUCCGACUCCCCGUCCAGCCCGUCCCCAACGCCUACUCCUGGACCUAAGCGGGGAGUUGGGGGACGGGGCAGAGGGUCCAGAGGAGGCAGAGGGGGUUUGUCUCCAUGUCAGAGAGAGCGGAGGGCCAAAGGCAGAGGCAAGGCUGCUGCCUCAACAUCUGGAGCAGUUUCUGCUGGAGGUCCAGAGGGGCUUUUCCAGGAGGGGCUGGAUUAUUACAGUGGAGACAGUAGCAGCCUCUCUCCCCUGGCCAACCCCAAUCCUGCACCCCAAUCCAGCUACCUCCAGGACCCCUGUGAGUACCCCUCCCCUUACCCCUCCACACCCUCCUCUGAGGAGCGAUAUCCAGCCUUAUACCCUGGAGAGUCCUCUUCUUCCCUCUCACCCAGUGUCUCCUCUCCCUCUUACCCUCCCAAGCCAACACCUCCUCCCCCCCAGACGUACCACCCCGUCCCCUCCAGGACAUUCUCCCCCUCCUGCUCUCCCUCACCCCGCAUAACUCCCCUCUGUGCCACUUCACUGAGUCCCUCUCAACGCCCCGCUCAGAAAGACCCACAGUUCUCGCAGUAUGACUCUCCCAGCUACUGCAGCUCCCCCUACUGGUACGGACAGACGUCGCACAGCGGCAGCCCCAGCCCGCACUCCCACAACACACACUCAAACACAGCCGCGCACACACACAGCAACCCGCACACAAGCCCCCAUGGAAGUACACACAGUAAUGCGCUCGCUAGCCCCAAUGCGAACACACAAAUGAAUCCCCAUGACACACAUCUUAACAACACACAGCCCCACACAAACGUACACACCAACACCACCUCCCUCCUCCAGUCCCACUCAAACCCCCACACUAACAACCACCCCCAUCCCAACUCUCACCUCUCCUCCCAUACUCACUCCAACCCCAGCACCAGCCUACGCCAGGGCCCCAUGCCUCACUCCCCGUACCCCAAACUGGCCCUGGACUCCUCGCCCCAUCAGGAGGACACUGGGGGCUUCUCCUUGUCCCACCAAUCCUAUUUGGGCAUGGGACACCGCUACCCCUCCCAAGGAGCUCAAGGGGGGGGGGUGCUGUGCCAGCUCCUGGACACAGCCAACGAUGACAGCUUCAGCGUCACCAGCCUGUAACAGCAGGUGCAUUCAAACCAAGCUUUUUCAGAUUUGCAAAUGUUUUUUUCUUCUUUUUUGUUAAGGAGACUUUUUGUUAGAGAAUGUGAAAUGAAGGGCGAGAAUUUAGCUGCCAGCUUUGGACAGUAAAGCUUUAAUUCUCCAGCAUUGACAAUCAAGAUCAACUUCAAAUUAAACAUGCAUGCACGACACACACACACACACACACACACACACACACACACACACACACACACACACACACACACACACACACACACACACACACACACACACACACACACACACACACACACACACACACACACACACAGAGAGAAAAGCAUGUGCAGAUUAAUUCACUACCUAUACAUGGACACAUACAUUCCUACAUGUGAACACUCACUCACACUAUGCUGGAGUAAGGGAAUGGCCAAGAGGAUCUGCCAGAUGAAAACCAGAUGCUGAUGGACAGAGACAAACCUUUUUCCUCUUCCCUUCAAGUCCUGUUGUGAUUCAUAAACAACUCCAUUUCCCAUAAGUCUGUAUCCCUCCGCAAAUCUUUCUGGUCCUGUUCUUUACAUCUGCAACACUCUCCCUUCUUUUUCUGUCCUCUCUCAACCUCCUGUCCUCAGCUAAACCAGCAACUGUUCUGCACUACACUGACCCUGCAUUUCUGUCUUGUGCUCUCGCCUGAACCGCAUCUGAGCCCAAACCAACUUUUGAAAUACCAUGAGCCUAGCAAAUGUCCCGCUCUGUGCACUCCUUGUGUUGUGUCCCAUAAGAGAAAAGUGGACUAAAGCGCUCUCUGCUUUUGAAAUACCAGCAUCUGUACAUAUGACUCCAGCUCCAAGCCAGAGGCCCCCUGAUCACUCUGAGGGUCCGCCAUCAACAUGCCCUCCCCAGCGUUCUGCCAUGGUUUCUCUGCUCUGGGGAGGGGGAGAGAGAACUGCAGCAUGGAGACCCAACAUCCUGUGUUUUGCUGUUUUAACUACAAGGGAAAGAGACAUCGAAAUCACACACCGGCCCCAAAGAGACUUGUUUUUCUGUGUGCAAACGUGAGACAGAGGAAGGUGUGUUUAGCAUGAAUGCAGUGAUGCAUGUAUUUGUGUGUAUGUGUGCAUUUAUGUUUGUGUGAGCGUGUGUGUGUGGGGUCAAAAGGAGUGAAGCUCUCCAGACACCAAAAGUCUUGGCGGGGUCUCAUUCUUUCUUUCACUCUCUCCCUUCUUUUUUCUGUGGUCUUGUGUUGUUUGGUGGUUUUUGUGAUGAAAAAAAAUGUAUAUCUGUCUGUUACAUAUCAUGUAUGUAUCUGAGGUGCAAAAUAUUUAAAUACACAUUCUGUUCUUGCCAUUGGUAA
Molecule: messenger RNA, 6356 nt
Organism: Gymnodraco acuticeps
Lineage: Eukaryota; Metazoa; Chordata; Actinopteri; Perciformes; Bathydraconidae
Gene: ahdc1
Product: AT hook, DNA binding motif, containing 1
Exons: 5
Coding region: 602-5020 (1472 amino acids)
Source: RefSeq, a predicted model, not a curated record